CUGUUGGUUUGGAAACCGUAAUGGUAUUGCCAUCAAUUUAGGGAUUUAUUUCCUUUGUCACGGACUGUCCGUAAUAAAACUUUUCAGUGUUGGUUGACAAUGUCAGUUCCUGGAACAUUCAAGAAACUUUUUGCCGUGGCUGGCGGAGCAACAGCAGCUUUUUUAGCCGUGUCGUAUACUGGGGAGCUUUACAAAAUGAAUUAUCAGAUUGAUGAAGCGGAUGCCCUUGCUAUUCGAAAAAUCAACACGGGUUACGCAGAACUCCAAAAGGAUAAGCAUUGUAAUUCGCUGUUGAAGAAAAACUUAACACCUACAGUUUUACAAAAAUUGGAAAACAAAAAAACGAAACUGGGUGCUUCUCUUUACGACAUAAUUCGUUCUGGUUUGCAUAACCAUGACUUGGCGAUUGGUGUAUAUGCAGCGGAUCCUGAAUCAUAUCACAAAUUCGCUCUUCUUUUCGAUAAAAUUCUGGAGGAUUACCAUGGAUUCAAACCAGGAGCAAAACAACCACUCGUUGAUUUGGGGGAGGAAAAAAUCAACGAAUUCCCAUCUCUUGAUCCUACAGGAAAAUAUGUUAAGUCAAUCAGAAUUCGCUGUGCUCGUUCAAUUGCUGGUUAUCCGUUCAACCCACUUUUAAGUGCAGAUGAUUACAUGAUCCUGGAACAGAAGGUGAAAAAUGCACUGCUGCAAAUCGAGGAACCUGAAUUACGUGGGGUUUAUUAUUCGCUGGAUAGAAUGCCGAAGAAAACGCAGGAUGAGCUUGACAGUAAACAGCUCCUGUUCAACAACAACAGUUCUUUAUUGAAACAUGCAAAUGCCUACAAUGUCUGGCCAGAGGGGCGUGGAAUCUUCCACAACAAUGACAAAUCUUUCUUGGUGUGGGUUAACGAGGAAGACCAUAUCAGCAUGAUCUCGGUUGAAGAAGGAAGCGAUGUUGACAAGGCACUUGCUCGUUUAAUACGAGGCUUGAAGGCACUGGAAAGGAAGCUAACGUUCGCUCGCGAUAUUCGACUUGGCUGGUUAACAUCGAACCCCAGUAGUCUUGGUUCCGCAAUAAAUGCUUCAGCAGAAAUAUUUUUGCCGAAAUUGAGCAAAAAAUCCGACUUCGUGGAAAUAUGUGAAAAGCUGAAUUUACGUGUUAGUUCCGCAAGCAUUAAUUCGUCUGGCGUGCCGAAUGGAUACUAUUUCAUAUCAAACAAGAUAAGCCUCGGAUUAACGCAGUAUGAAGCAGUCAAACAAAUGUAUGAUGGUAUAAAAGAAUUGAUUCAAAUGGAGGAGCAAUUAUAAAAGAACACGGCUUAUUUCUUCUGUUGCUAGGAGUUCAGUCUUCUGCAAAUAUAAUUUAGGUUUUUUUUGUAAAUACAGUUUUGUUCAAAUUAACAUGUAUAAAUUAAUAUAAUGUUCUAAGGUUAUAUUAUUGAACUCAUUUUAAACAAGGCUGAACUGAAUUAUCGCAGUCCUGAGAAUCUGGAAGUCAUAAUUUUAAGAUUUCCUUAUCUUGUUGGUGACGAAUAAAAUUGCUCAUAUGUAUGCU
Molecule: messenger RNA, 1534 nt
Organism: Loa loa (African eye worm)
Lineage: Eukaryota; Metazoa; Nematoda; Chromadorea; Rhabditida; Onchocercidae
Product: arginine kinase
Exons: 10
Coding region: 100-1287 (395 amino acids)
Biological process (GO): phosphocreatine biosynthetic process
Molecular function (GO): creatine kinase activity
Source: RefSeq, a predicted model, not a curated record